GUGCAGUUUUAUGGCUAGCCUGUCGCCAUCACUUUUACGAGUUACAUAUUAAACACGUCUGGUCUGCCGUAAUCGGUGAUUCUAAUAGUCCCAUCGAACCGCUUUUGAAAAGAUUUCAACAAGAAUGGGAAAACUUGGAUCGCGAUACACACAAUCUCUGUUUAUUUGAAUGGCCCGAUGACGAAGAGUCGUUUUCUUAUCAACAAGGAAGAAAAGUGUUAGAUUGGGGUCAGUCUCAUCUAGCAUCUCAGAGUUUUCCUAGAGAAGAUUAUAGGGAGUUGAUCGAGUUGACCGUGAUAUUUCUAGGGGGGACUCUUCCUGCGGGAAGAAAUUUCCAGUUUCGAAAACCAGGCGCUCAUCAUAGAGCCCGGUUUAUGCACAUAGCAAUUUACGCAUUAAAGAUGCAAAUGCUGUCUGAACGUUUUCAACUGGAUAAAAAUGAACUUUCUCAAAUUAAAACAAUCUCGGAUUAUAUUGUGUUGUUCCAUAGUAUGGCGUUUUUGCGCUCCCGUCUCGCUAGUUGUGCACCUACGGUUGACCUUCAAUUCAUAGGAGGAAUGUGUCAAUACCGGGAAGAUGGUGAAUCACAAAAAAUAGUAGCGGAUGCUGCGCUAUCGUCUUGCAAAAAACACCUUUGGUAUUUAACGGAGGAACUUGUCAUUUUAGCAAUUUUUGAUGGAAGGAAUUCUCAUUUCUGGCGAACAAUGAUGAUAAACAAACUGAAAAAGAUUCCACGUCCUACAUCAUUUGUUUCAGCCAAGCCGAAAAUGCCACAGUUUGAGAAUACUAUUCCUACCUUGAUUGACCUCAUCGGCCAGCGAUCAUGGCUCAUUUUCCAUCUUCUACGUUGCACAAGCAAAGAAAUAGAGUGGAUGCAAUUUGAAUCAUCACACUGGGAAAAAUUUGAAGACUACAGAUUUCUUCGAGACAUCAUCAAUGGAAUGGAAGUAGUAAAUGACAGCGCGGAGCGCGGAGUUAAGCUGAUUACCGACUUCAGAAAUGUUGUCCAUAAUGAAGAACAACAACAGUUUUUACUUCAAGUUGUAGAAAACCAUCGUCAACAAGUAUCUUUAAAUGGGAGAAAAGAACAGUUAGGUUGAAUUUAAUUUGAUUUAUCACCGAUUGUAUCAAAACACCGAAAAAAAUAAAAAGACAUUGAAUUUCA
Molecule: messenger RNA, 1165 nt
Organism: Daphnia magna
Lineage: Eukaryota; Metazoa; Arthropoda; Branchiopoda; Diplostraca; Daphniidae
Exons: 3
Coding region: 375-1100 (241 amino acids)
Source: RefSeq, a predicted model, not a curated record